UCAUAAGACGCUCGAGGUUUCAUCAAAUUCAAAUUUCAAAACAAUUUAUCAUUUCUUUUGAAUUUGUCCUUUGUUGAUUGCUCAUUGCUCGUCACGGUGUUUUGGUGCAGGUUUUUUUAAUAAUUAUAAUACAUAAUUCUUUUUUUGAUUCAAUCAAGAAAACAAAAAUCAAAGUUCUUCAAUUUCUUUAAUAACCCUUUAAAUAUUCAAAUAAUACACCAUGGUAUACCAUUUUACCUCCGAUAUUGAGGUUAACAACGCUUGGGAUGACGAGUGCUGGGGAAAUUCUAUAUGUGCUGCCGCUGAAAUAUUCCAAUGCGUUUCUUUGCAUAAAUGGAUGAAAUAUACCGAUCUACAAGAUUGGCUUGAUGUCUUAUUAAGAACUGAUUUCUGUGACAAAAGUUCUCGAAAAAACGCCGCAGUCAAAUUCAGACUUAUACCACGUGAACGUGAUAUUUUCAAUAAAACAAAACGAUUUCCUGUGGAUUCUUACGUGUCCAUGGGUAACAAAAAAAUUUCGGAUCUUAUUCUAGGUAUCAUGUCACAUCUAGAUGAUGUCAGCAGUGGUGACAUUAACGUUUCUAAUCGAGAUUUUAUUGAUGCAGUCAAGAAGCUUAAUAUGGUAUUUUGCUUAACGUCGUAUCAUGAACUAGCUGAGUAUGGAAUAUUUACACGUGAAAGCUUUGAGAAUUAUUAUUCUGUAGAAUGGAAAGAAUAGUAACCCUUGUUAUGGUCCUGGCGUGCAAAAUAUAACAUUUUUUAUUCUUAUAACGCAUAAUAAUUUAAUACUUGUAUGUUUACACUAUUAAUAGAAUGGAUUUGACUACAUAAAAAUGACAAAAAAAAUUGUUCUUUUGAUUA
Molecule: messenger RNA, 861 nt
Organism: Episyrphus balteatus (marmalade hoverfly)
Lineage: Eukaryota; Metazoa; Arthropoda; Insecta; Diptera; Syrphidae
Exons: 2
Coding region: 221-718 (165 amino acids)
Molecular function (GO): structural molecule activity
Source: RefSeq, a predicted model, not a curated record